Octodon degus (degu) is the source of this 2538-nucleotide messenger RNA. RefSeq names its product tectonic family member 2 (gene Tctn2). The coding region runs from base 111 to 2222 and encodes 703 amino acids. The transcript is spliced from 18 exons. Gene Ontology annotation, biological process: cilium assembly; protein localization to ciliary transition zone; smoothened signaling pathway. Gene Ontology annotation, cellular component: MKS complex. The record is from RefSeq and is a predicted model, not a curated record. NCBI's taxonomy places the organism in Eukaryota, Metazoa, Chordata, Mammalia, Rodentia, Octodontidae.
UUGCCAUAGCCGCGGGAGUUCGUUUGGCAAGAUGGCCGCCGCGGGGCUGCUGCUGCUGGAUUUUGCUUUCCGGGCCUUUCGUGGCUUCUAGGGCGCGCGCGGUCGGCGGCAUGGGCUUUCUGCCGCCGAUUCCUCUCCUGCCGGCCCUCCUUCUGCUGGGCUUCCUGGGGCUGCUGCGGGGAGACCUGGUUUUCAUCCCUCCCUUUAUCCGAAUGUCCGGCCCUAAGAUUAGGGCGUUUCUAGUCGGAGACACGGAGAAUGUGACUGUGUCCCUGGCCCAGCUGCAGGUCGAGGCAGGCAUACUUCCGGUUCCCGCUUGUGGACUGCCGAGCAAUGAGACAGGAGAUUGGAGUGUGACUGCGACCCCCAGUUUGGGGGCGUUGGAGGUGACGGUGAGUCUGCAGAGGCGGCCGCAGCAGUGCGUCUCCAACGGGACCACCGAGCCCUUCGCGGAGGCUCCGUGCCUGCUCCAGACGCUGCUGGUUUCAGCGCGCCGCGGCGCUGCGUGCUCGGCGCACCUCCUCGUUCAGGCGGAGAUGUACGCCAACUCCUCUCUGGCGCACGGUGCAUCAGAGAACGUGACCCUCAUCCCUAAUCAGGUGUAUCAGCCUCUUGGUCCUUGUCCUUGCGACCUAACAGCCAAGGCCUGUGAUGUCCGUUGCUGCUGUGACCAGGACUGUUCCUGGGCCGCUAAGCAGCUGUUCGGAGGCGCCUGUCUCCCAGGCGUGUUUGGGGGUGAGGUCAGCCCUCCCUUCGACCAGCUGUGCACAGAGGGGACCGAAGGCCGCGUCCCUGACUGGUUCUCCCUCCUGUGUGUGCAGUCCUCGCUCGACAACUCACCCUUCCUCGGCUACUUCUAUCAUGGCGCUGUUUCCCCGAGACACUGCCCUGGCUUCGAAGCCUCACUGGGCGCUGUCCCCAGACUCUCUCCAGACUCUGGUUACAGACAGGGAGACCCGAUCCGGACCACGGAGAAGGACGUGUAUUUUACUGUGCCGCAGGUGUCACUGGCCGGGCAGUGUGUGCGUGAUGCCCCUGUGGGCUUCCUGCAGAGCUUUGGUGCUGACUGCGCCACUCACCUGGACGCCUACUGGGAGCGUGACGGCGUGGGACCCGCCAAGGUCCAGGGCAGCGCCACUGGAGCCCCAGUUCCGCCUACGGUGACCUACGAGGCAGCGACUGACCCGGGCCGGUUCCUUACCGCCACAGAAGCGCUUCUAAGCAGUUCCCUGGCCCCCAGGAAGGUGACGGUGGAAGAACAUUACGUGUUCAGGUGGGACAACAACACAGUCACGGGACUCAGCGUCAGAAUCGUCCAGGCGGAAAUCAGUGCCCAGCAGACAGGAAUACUCACGCAGAGAUUCACAGUGAAGUUUUUAAACCAUCACAGUGGUAAUGAAAAGGGAUUAUCUGGAAACCCCGGUUACCAGCACGGCAGGCCGGUCCGGGCCCUGAAUGCCAACGCCACGAGUAAUGCUGGGACGCUCCAUGUUUGGCAGUCAGCUGGAAGGAGUUUGUGUACCUCCGCAACCCUCAGGCCUGUUUUGUUUGGUGAAAACGUGGAGUCUGGCUGCCUUCUAGAGGUUGGGAUCCGCGAAAACUGCUCCCGGCUCAGGGAGCGUGCGGCCGAAAGACUGGGGUCGUUAGUGCCAGCAACACAUGUCGCAGCAAGAGGCAACUCCGAUUCCAGCAACCUGGCCGACGGCUGGCUGGAAAUCCUGCGUGGAGAUCCCCCCAACGCCGAUGUGGACCCCGCUGCCAGCGGCGCCCUGGGCGCCUGUCCUGCUGUUCCCGCCCAGCUGCACAUCCGCAUCCUCUUCGCAGAUGCUGGCGCAGUGGAGGGCGUCGUGCAGCAGGAGAUACUCGGUGUGGAGGCCAGGGUCUCCACCGUGGACUGGCAGUACCAGUGUGGGCUGACCUGCGAGGAUACGGCUGACCUCUUCCCUGUCGCUGCAUCCGUCCGAUUUAUCAAAAUACCUGCGCAGCCACCCCGCCCUCUGACAAGAUUCCAGAUCAAUUUCACAGAGUACGACUGCAACAGAAACGAUGUGUGUUGGCCACAACUCCUAUAUCCAUUGACCCGAUAUUAUCAAGGGGAGCCAGACUCACAGUGUGUGGCCAAGGCUUUGCUGCUGACGGCGUUCCUCCUGCUGGCUGCGCUCCUCAGCAAUCCCUGGGCGAGGGUGUGCAGAGCCCGGCGGCCAGCUGCUGUCUACCAUUAGGCCUUCUUCGAGGCCUUACACAUUUCCUCCCGCAGUCUGUUGUCCUGUGUUCCUCUGUCAUAGUUUAAUAAAUGAAAUGUGUUAUUUUUAUAAAAAAUUCUUACUAAUGUUGUGUGAGUUUAAUUCAUUCAUGUAACAAACAAUCUGAUGUUCAGAGCCUUUUGCCAAAUUCACAAGCACUAGAACCUACCCUCCUUGAGAUCAACUAUGUAAAUGUUAGAAAUUUCAAUUUAUCACAGGUUACCAGUCCUAGGGGCUAUUUUUUCAUACAGAGUGAGGCUUUAAAUGUUACAUAUUUGUGUUGGUUACAUUUCCU